Onychomys torridus (southern grasshopper mouse) is the source of this 4195-nucleotide messenger RNA. RefSeq names its product DLG associated protein 3 (gene Dlgap3). The record is from RefSeq and is a predicted model, not a curated record. Gene Ontology annotation, molecular function: molecular adaptor activity. The transcript is spliced from 12 exons. The coding region runs from base 599 to 3535 and encodes 978 amino acids. Gene Ontology annotation, biological process: signaling. Gene Ontology annotation, cellular component: glutamatergic synapse; postsynaptic specialization. Lineage: Eukaryota; Metazoa; Chordata; Mammalia; Rodentia; Cricetidae.
GUUAACAAAGGGACAGAAUGGUCCCAGGGUUCUUCUUCUUCCUUCCAGUCCAGAGCUCAGAAUGGGAGUGGGCUGGGGGUGGUGGGGGGGACCCAAGCCCUCAGUUCUAGAAGGCUUCUGCCUCUGUGCCCUUUGAGCUCAGGUAGCCCCUGCCCCCCACUCUCUCUUCUUUCUCAUCCUCUCCUCUUCCUGUGUGUAAAUAUUAAAGAGCUGAGCCCGCGGGGCUGAUGUAGACAUGGGGAGAGAAUGAAAUUAAAAAGGAUUCCCUCACCCCCAUCCCAACGCCCCCUCCCUGCAGUCCCCCGCUCCAGCUUCUUCCCCUCACUCAGUGCUUCCACAUACCUCUCCUCCCCCAAGUCCAGAUGGGAGCUGGCUCCUGCAGAGAGGGGUUCAGAACAGGGUGUGGGGAGCUACCUCUCUCUGCCUCCUCCCAGCACAUCUGCCUACAGGGCCGAGAGCCCCCACGAGCCAGUGGUCCUGUGCCUGCUGAAGUUAGGAUUCUGCCUGGUGGUGGGGUCCUGAUGGCAAGGAUGGGACACCCCGGAUGGAGGUUCCUGGGGCCUGGCCCCCAACAAUAUGAAGAGCCUUUGCAGAGGCCAUGAGGGGUUACCAUGGCGACCGAGGCAGCCAUCCCCGCCCAGCCCGCUUUGCUGACCAGCAGCAUAUGGACGUGGGCCCAGCUUCCAGGGCCCCAUACCUGCUGGGCUCCAGGGAGGCCUUCUCCACCGAGCCCCGCUUCUGUGCCCCAAGAGCUGGCCUGGGACACCUUUCUCCAGAAGGGCCCCUGAGCCUGAGUGAGGGUCCAUCAUCAGUAGGCCCUGAGGGAGGCCCAGGGGGGGUGGGGGCUGGGGGAGGCAGCAGCACCUUCCCCAGGAUGUACCCCGGCCAGGGCCCCUUCGACACCUGUGAAGACUGUGUGGGCCACCCACAGGGCAAGGGUGCCACCCGCCUGCCUCCCACACUCCUGGAUCAGUUUGAAAAGCAGUUGCCAGUUCAGCAAGAUGGCUUCCACACACUCCCAUACCAGCGAGGUCCAGCAGGGCCUGGGCCUGGACCUGGAUCUGGCCCGGCCCCUGAGGCUCGCAGCGAGAGCCCCAGCCGCAUCAGGCACCUGGUUCACUCUGUGCAGAAGCUCUUUGCCAAGUCCCACUCUCUGGAGGCACCUGGGAAGCGAGACUAUAAUGGGCCCAAGGCCGAGGGAAGAGGUGGCUCUGGGGGAGACAGCUACCCUGGCCCAGGCUCUGGAGGCCCUCACACCUCCCACCACCACCAUCACCACCACCAUCACCACCACCACCAGUCUCGGCAUGGCAAACGGAGCAAGAGCAAGGACCGCAAGGGGGAUGGGCGACACCAGACCAAGGCCACAGGCUGGUGGAGCUCUGAUGACAAUCUGGACAGCGACAGUGGCUUUCCUGCGGGUGGGAGGCCCCCUGGAGAGCCUGGUGGUCCCUUCUGCCUGGAAGCUCCAGAUGGGUCCUACCGAGACUUGAGCUUCAAGGGGCGUUCGGGCGGGUCGGAAGGCCGCUGCCUUGCCUGCACUGGCAUGUCCAUGUCACUGGACGGACAGUCAGUCAAGCGAAGUGCCUGGCAUACCAUGAUGGUCAGCCAGGGCCGGGAUGGAUACCCAGGGGCCGGGCCAGGAAAGGGGCUCCUGGGUCCAGAGACCAAGGCCAAAGCCAGGACUUAUCACUAUCUGCAGGUGCCGCAAGAUGACUGGGGGGGUUACCCCACGGGUGGCAAGGAUGGGGAGAUCCCCUGCCGCAGGAUGCGGAGCGGCAGCUACAUCAAAGCCAUGGGGGAUGAGGAGAGUGGAGAUUCGGACGGUAGCCCCAAGACAUCUCCCAAAGCACUCGCCCGCCGCUUUGCCUCCCGCCGCUCUUCCAGCGUGGACACAGCCAGGAUCAACUGCUGUGUCCCACCCCGGAUCCAUCCCCGGAGUUCCAUCCCUGGCUAUAGCCGCUCCCUCACAACUGGACAGCUCAGCGAGGAGUUCAACCAGCAGCUGGAGGCCGUGUGCGGGUCCGUGUUUGGGGAGCUUGAGUCCCAGGCUGUGGACGCCCUGGACCUGCCCGGCUGUUUCCGCAUGCGGAGCCACAGCUACCUCCGGGCCAUCCAGGCCGGCUGCUCUCAAGAUGACGACUGCCUACCCCUCCUUGCUGCCCCUGCCUCUGUCUCAGGGAGGCCCGGCUCCUCCUUCAACUUUAGAAAGGCCCCGCCCCCCAUCCCGACGGGAAGCCAGGCCCCACCCCGCAUCUCCAUCACCGCCCAGAGCAGCACCGACUCUGCCCAUGAGAGCUUCACUGCAGCAGAGGGCCCAGCCCGGCGCUGUAGCUCCGCGGACGGGCUGGACGGCCCGGCCAUGGGCGCACGCACCCUCGAGUUGGCGCCGGUGCCACCCCGGGCCAGCCCCAAGCCCCCCACACUCAUCAUUAAGACUAUCCCUGGCCGGGAGGAGCUGCGGAGCCUAGCACGGCAGCGGAAGUGGCGGCCGUCCAUUGGGGUGCAGGUGGAGACAAUCUCAGACUCGGACACCGAGAACAGGAGCCGAAGAGAGUUCCACUCCAUUGGCGUUCAGGUGGAAGAGGACAAGAGGCGGGCGAGGUUCAAGCGCUCCAACAGCGUGACAGCCGGUGUGCAGGCAGACCUGGAGCUGGAGGGCUUGGCCGGCCUGGCCACCGUGGCCACAGAAGACAAGGCCCUGCAGUUCGGACGUUCCUUCCAGAGGCACGCCUCUGAGCCCCAGCCCGGGCCCCGGGCCCCCACCUACUCAGUCUUCCGCACGGUCCACACGCAGGGCCAGUGGGCCUACCGCGAGGGCUACCCACUGCCGUAUGAGCCGCCGGCCGCUGAUGGGUCGCCUGGCCCUACCCCUAUCCCCGCCCCCGGCCCCGGGUCCGGCCGCCGAGAUUCCUGGAUGGAGCGCGGCUCACGCAGCCUCCCCGACUCAGGCCGCACGUCCCCCUGCCCACGGGACGGCGAAUGGUUCAUCAAGAUGCUGCGGGCAGAGGUAGAGAAACUGGAACACUGGUGCCAGCAGAUGGAGCGUGAGGCGGAGGACUAUGAGCUGCCCGAGGAGAUCCUGGAGAAGAUUCGCAGUGCCGUGGGCAGUACACAGCUUCUCCUGUCUCAGAAGGUCCAGCAGUUCUUCAGGCUGUGUCAGCAAAGCUUGGACCCCACUGCGUUCCCUGUGCCCACCUUCCAGGACCUGGCGGGUUUCUGGGACCUCCUGCAGCUCUCCAUUGAGGAUGUGACCCUCAAGUUCCUGGAGCUACAACAACUCAAGGCCAACAGCUGGAAACUCCUGGAGCCUAAGGAGGAGAAGAAGGUCCCUCCGCCGAUACCAAAGAAGCCCUCGCGGGGGCGGGGCGUGCCGGUGAAGGAGCGCUCCCUGGACUCCGUGGACCGGCAGCGGCAGGAAGCGCGCAAGCGGCUCCUGGCGGCCAAGCGCGCCGCCUCGUUCCGCCACAGUUCGGCUACCGAGAGCGCGGACAGCAUCGAGAUCUACAUCCCCGAGGCCCAGACCAGGCUGUGACCUGCCCGGGCCGCCCAACCUUGGCCCGGGCCCGCGGUUUUCUACCCGUACUGUACACCUAGCGUCGAGGUCACUGUGAACGCGGGCUGCUCCGUGCGCCCGCCCUGCCGGCACCGCACGCCCCGGCUCCUGCCCGCCGCACUUUCGUGGGUUUUUUACCUUCCUGAUCCCACGCAAAGGCGCCCGGGCUAGGCUGGGGGCCGUGCCUCUCCGCCCAGCGCCCCUCACUUGGAAAUCCCAUCUUCCUGGUCCGACGCUUUGUCCCCAUCCUUCCCCCACUCCAUGGGCACCAUCUCUGCCAUUAUUUUACACCCCACCCCCCACGGGCCAGGCCGGGCCGGGUCCCCCAUCUGGGCUCUGCGUCCCCCCCACACCCCGCGGGGCUGGGCUUCGUGGGGAUCAAGCUUCGUGGCUUUUUAUGAAGAAUCCCGAACCCCGCCUAGGAGCCCGCCCCACCUUCCCAGGGCUCCACCCUCAGCCCUCCGCCCACAGGGCCCAGGGACCACAGUGGCUGGACCAACCCAGGACCAGGGCGCCUGGGCCGCUCCCCUUUCCCACAUCUGGGGAGGGGAGACAGGGGCUUCCCCUCACCACACCUGUGGCUGUUCCCACAUCCCUUUGACUAUCCCAGGAAAAAUAAAACCGCAGAACUGCACCGGA